AUGGAUUUAGCGCAUAAAAUAGUGUUUUGGAUUUUACCUCUGUUUUUGUUAUGCUUUAUUCUAACGCUGUGCGAGGCUUACCUCAACACUGUGCGAAUUGAGGAAAUACCUUUUGGAAAAACUCCACCACGCAUAGCAAGCUUGAAGCUCAAACACAAGGACAGUCGUCGCAGCGGCAUUCACUUGAUCACCAGUCUAGAGCAUCAACGCACUUUUCUGCAUUUAUUUCAUGUGCCCUACAUAAUUUGUUUCUAUGCCGCUAAGGGCAAGUGGCCAUAUGUGCCGGGCUUUAUGAAAAAUCGUGUGGAUACGGCUGCCAGAAGUUUCUUUCAUCAAAAUGACAGUUUUAUAAAGCAAUUCUGCACCAAGUGGAUACAAGUCAAGGAAUGCUUUCGACCGCUUUUCGACAAAUCGAAUACCACCAUUACAUCAGAUGUUGAGACAUUAGACUUACAGAAACGCUGCAACUGCGAUAAGUUAACGUCUACGGAAUCACCGGUGCCCGUGGUUUACUUUGAUAAGAAUUACAUUGGCAAUGUGAGCUCGGAAACCAUUUUGACUACAAUUGAGUUCUUGGAAAGUUUUCUGCCACCGCCAACCAAAAAAAUUAAGAAAAAUAAAAUACGCGUGCGUGGACGGGUAGAUGAAAUGGAUAUUGAUUAA
Drosophila busckii is the source of this 663-nucleotide messenger RNA. RefSeq lists its product as uncharacterized. The transcript is spliced from 3 exons. NCBI's taxonomy places the organism in Eukaryota, Metazoa, Arthropoda, Insecta, Diptera, Drosophilidae. The record is from RefSeq and is a predicted model, not a curated record. Bases 1 to 663 code for a protein of 220 amino acids.